Molecule: messenger RNA, 2316 nt
Organism: Schistosoma turkestanicum
Lineage: Eukaryota; Metazoa; Platyhelminthes; Trematoda; Strigeidida; Schistosomatidae
Source: the annotation of a GenBank genome assembly
AAUUAUUGCGUUCCCAUAUGGGUUUCUGUUAUAUAUUUCUUCUGUGAAAAGGGAUUCAACGCACCUCAAAUGUUUUAGUACGGCAGAGAGUAAGGAAAACCUGCUCUCCCUCGCCGAACGCUCUCUAAAAUCCAUGUGUAUGUAACCACUGCUUAUGAAGUCCUACCUGCAUCUUUCUUGUGGCGGUGUUUGGGAAAUUCAGAGUACAGAAGGUAAAUUUCCGUCUCUAUCUGUGUUUGGGGGGUCGAAGGAUAUACCAGGGCACUUGGGAAAUUCUGGUUCGAAUCCAGUAGACCCCUGGAUGCUAAUGAAACGAAUGGCGUAUGAACCUAUUAUUCACUAGCCACUAUGGAACUGCAUCUCCUAAAGUUGCUUUAUUGUGUUUUGGAUUAGGCUUUUGAGUCAAAUGCUCUCCUUGUGACCCCUUAAGUAAACUGCUGGCUUCUGGUUGGGUGUCCAGGCAGUAUCCCAGCCGAUUCACUAAUUUGCGCGGUGUAUAAAUAUUCACGUACUAAGUUGUACCUUGCAUCUGAAUGACUAAGUUCCCCUUUGUACCAAUGUUAAAUGUUUAAAUAUAAUAAAUAGUUUGUUCAUUAUUAAUGGUAACAUUAUUUCAUAAUAUUUUAUAUUGAUUAAAUUACGCUACUUGUUCAUAUCCAAUAUUUUAUUAGGUGAGGAAGUUAUGUACGUAGACGUCAUGUUGCAUGGAUUACCAAUGAAAGGGACGUUCGCACAGAAUCGAUGCUCCAUAUAGUCUCAUUAGCUUUCUGUGAAACAGAUAUUUCAACGUUCAACGAAAACGUCGGCUAAUUGAAGAAGGUACUGGCCAGACAAAAAGUACAAACUUCAAGAUCAGCGGGUCAAAAAAAUAGUUUUGGGCUACUAUUAGGCUCACCAGAAAGAUCCCUUCAAAGUCAACUACCCUACUCCAAUGUUCACCAAACAUCUGAGGUUAGAACCUGUAUUUUUGCUAUCGUGUGGGUCUUUCAAUCCAAUUACCGUAAUGCAUAUGCGAAUGAUGGAACUAGCUAGAGAUAAGAUCGAAAAUUUACAUUUAUCAACAGAAGGUUCUCAUCAUGCUUUGUCCGAGAAAUAUGGUGAUAACUAUUUAGUAAAUAAUGGCCAUCACCAAACAAUUGUCGUUGGAGGCAUAUUUAGUCCUGUGUCCGAUCUCUAUGAAAAGAAAGGUCUCCUACCAGCCUCUAUACGCGUCGAGCUUACACGAUUAGCUUGUAUUUCUACAUCUGACUGGUUAGCUGUAAGCAAUUGGGAGUGUUCACAGUCACGUUGGUUAAGAACACGAGUGGUCUUAGAUCACAUCAACAGUGUCUUAAAUGAUAUCUAUUCAGAUUUGAAUAACAACCAUAAAACCGGCAUUAACUCAGUCAUGAAGAAAAAGAUUUGCUUCUCACCUAUCAGCUCUUCGUCUACUGAUCAUUUGGUUAACGAAAACCAUGAACGAACAAAACUUUCAUCACUAGAAGGCAUGGCAACUGACGUCUGGCUUAAAAACUGCUUUACUCACCUCGACUCUCUUACCAAUGUUAGUAACGGAAAACGUAGUGAAAAUCGAGUGCAUAAUAUUGAUGAUGAUCAUGUUAACAGUAAUCGUUUCACUUCAUUAUCAUCUGCAAAUAAAUCUUGUCAAAAUCAGAAAACCAGUUCAGACAUUUCACUAUCGAAGCCAUGUGUGAAAUUAGUUUGUGGUGCUGAUCUUCUUGAAUCAUUUGCAACUCCAAAUUUGUGGUCCGCUGAAGAUAUUGAAACAAUUGUUCGUGACUAUGGUAUAAUUUGUAUUAGUCGACCUUCAUACGAUGCUUCGAAAAUUAUUCAUCAAUCAAACAUUCUAUGCAAAUAUGAGAAUAAUAUAAAAUUAGUGGUAGAUAAUUGUCACAAUUCACUUAGUUCUACAUUUGUACGUCAUGCUUUAUCUCAUGGUGAAAGUGUACGUUAUCUUGUUCCAGAUCGUACACUGGAAUAUAUUUAUACACACAAAUUAUAUGAUGCUAGAAUACGAAAUGUUAAUCUAUUUGAAAAAGCUAAAGUAGAAGAAGUACAUAGUUGAUUACUGAACAUUCCAAGCUGUAAUUUUUAAACUAUGGAAUACAUUUGACUAUUAUUGAUAGUAUAUAAUUGUAAAUACAACUAAUCAUUAAUAUAUAUAUACAUAUAUAUAUAUAUAUAUAUAUAUAUAUAUUGCUCAUAUUGAUUGGAAUAUAUUUUUAGAAAUUGUGCAAUUCUGUCAUUUAAUGUUUCUAUUCUGUCAAAUGAUUUGCUUAUUUUGUUAUCAUUUCAAAUAAAAAACUAUGUAAUCAA